CUCUGCGGCCCAAAGGUAAAAACUCUUGUUCUUUUGAGGCCCUCAAGGUGGCGCUCACGGCCCAUAGGUUAAGAAUUUCUGUCCUAUAGUCAGCCACACGACUGGGCAGUUUUUAUAACUGGUACUGAAGAUUUUUCUGAGRGAAAAUGGCCCAUCUUGUAAAAUCCACUGGUUGAAACCAGCACGUGAUAGAUCGCACCAUAGCAAUAUUAAAUAAUUUGCACUUCUUUCUGGUUCUUGUAACAAAUAUCUCCUACAGCAUCAAACUGGCACAAAUGAAAACCAUUUGAGCCAAUUAAAUACAAGACAAACGGCUUUCAGAAUAUGUUUGCAAACAAUGAGUUCAGGGUCAGACGCUGAAGCCCGCACAUUUCAUCCUUCGCAACCCAUCUACCGGGAACAUGGAUGUAAAUACAAGCCAAACUAUCUGACACCAAUCAUCCUUGAUUUGAAGCAAAUGGAAAAUGUGAAGGUCAGCACUCCUCAUGCUAACAUCAGCUAACGCUAGUCCCUUGCCAAGACACAGCCCAGAAUGCUACAAGUUCUCAGACUUCAAGUUGACCUCUGGCAGACCCUGGUUGUUUCUCCUCACCCCUGUCAGUUCCCAGUGUGUUGAACAGCUAACAGGCAGAAAUCUGAAAUGUUUGYGCUUCUCMAGAAUGUAUGAGUCUGCUAAUAUUGGCAGUGGCAACCAUAUAUAUAUCAUUUUAGUUGCUAAAGUUGUUAGACGUCUUUCCCAGCUGUGAUUUGAUGGUUUUAAUGUAUGAUUUUGAUGAGAACUGGCUCUUUAAAAGUAACCAGAAUUACUGACAUAAGUUAUGCAUCACUUUGUAUUUUGUCGUCUAAAACAUUUGCUAACAACAAGAGGCCUGUUUAUGGUACAAUCUGCAUAUUUUAGUUGAAUUCUUCCCUCUAUUGAAAGAUUUCUGUUCAUUUUGGUCUUGCUGAAAGUUUAACCACUAGUUUCAUGGUUUACAUGGGAGAAUGGUCAUGAUAUCCUGCCAGUGUUUCUGACUUCCUGUUGCCUCGCUCAGCCUCUGUCGAAAUCUAUUUGCCGUUUCCUCUUUUUAUUUCACACAAGGCUGUGGCCCUACGUUGCAUACGUUUCCACAAAAGCCUUUCGUUUCGUGGGUUCAAUCCAUCGUACAUUUCUCGCAAAGAAAAACAGCCCUUCCCGUUGAAUUUACAUCUUUUCGGUCCCRGUUUACAGACUUGUCUAUACCUCUCACAUCAGAAGGUGGUGAUUUGCCUAUCACGGUCGCUUGUCAUUUGCAUCUGCUCUGUUCGACUAAAAAUAACAUCCACACUGUACGCUUUCAGUCUGAGAGGGUGCUGUUUGUUUGGCCAGUUCAGUAAGGAGGCGAGCAUAAAAAAAGMAAAAGCACCAGCGGAGGGGAAUGAACAGCAAAAAAGAAAAGCAAGACAUAACAGGGAGUUCGGCAUCAAGAGGAGGGAGGCAAAACGUCAACGUGAGUGUGUGUUGUUUCUAACUGUGAAGUAGGAGGAGAAGAGCAACCGGAGGAGGAGGAAGGGGUGCUUCCUCUUUAGUCUGGGCUGAGCUGCUGAGGUAUCCCAGCAGCCUCAGCCCGCAGCAAAACCCAGAUAUAAAAAGGCUACGUCGCAGAGGGAACCCUCUUAAGUGCCUCUCAGCCACAGCAUGACCAGGACCGAGAGCCUGAGCCGGUGGUCCUAACAAAACCAUGACCAGCUUAAUUGCCAGACUACCCAACGCACAUCACAUCAUCAUGGAGAGAGAGGACAGUGGGAGAAACAAGACGAUCGGAAAGAACUUCAUGUGUCGACUGCAGUGCAUGUUCACACAGCCAUCCUGCCCUGACAGCAGGCUAAGUUUAGAAGAUACCCAACAAUGGUCACAGUCACUGGAAAGACUUCUUGAGUCUAAAUACGGACUGGCAACUUUUCGCAACUUCCUCAAAUCAGAAUACAGCGACGAGAAUAUCGAGUUCUGGCUGACCUGUGAGGACUACAAGAAGAUCAAGUCUUCAUUUCGAAUGUCCUCAAGAGCUAAAAAAAUCUACGAACAGUUCAUCAAAGCUGAAUCACCUAAAGAAAUCAACAUCGACUAUCACACUCGAGAGCAGAUCAAAAGGAACGUCAAAACUCCCACCAUGCACUGCUUUGACGAAGCUCAGAAGAUAGUUUACGGGCUGAUGGAAAGAGAUUCCUACCCGCGGUUCCUGCGCUCGGACGUUUAUAGAGCACUCCUGGAAAGCCUCGCCGCUGACGYCACGAACGGAUGAAAGCGCGAUCGGGAGGGGGGCGGAGGGACACGGGAACCUGUAACUGGAAAAGCUUGAGCUCCUUAGAGCGACGAAGGACGGAGGGUCAACUUGUACAGCACAYGAACACAUUCUUCACCCCCUGAGCGCACAUCAGCCACCUGAUUCCCACACAAAGGUGAAGAGGAUCCCCCACACCGAGCGUCGCACUCCUGCAAGACUGAGCAGGAACCGGAGAUCUGCACGGCCGUGAUCUUAUAGAGUCGACACUGGAUGACAGGACACACGAACAUGCUUGAAUGACUCAGCAGGGCGACGGAUCCCUGCUCCGAACAGGCAAACCGUUCUACAGUCACCCUCAUGGUCGAGGCAGAGGUGUUUUAUACACAAAGGGUGAACGACGCGACGGUCACGCUCGAUCAGCUCUGAGAACGAAAGUGUGUGAGAGGAUUUUAUUACGGCCUUUAAACGCUACUCACUGAGAAUAAGCUGUCGCAGAAGCCCAAUUAUCAACUGACAGCACCGAGAAAAACAGGAAACCCUCUGGGUAGAGUAGUGAUAAGUCAUUCUUAGCUGAAAAUGAUAGAAAGCCACUUUUUUGGAUGAGGCAUGGGACUCUUCACAAGCAUAUUUCUUUCUUUGUAAGCUAGAUCAGAUUUAAAAAAAACUAAUGCAUGUAUCUUUUUUUCUAGAUUUAGGCUGCCUGCAUAAAAAUUAAGUKCCGAUAUUUAUUUUCUUUGAGGUUGAUUAUUUUUAAACUGGUAAAACUAGUAUAUUUGAACAGAAAUCCAGGGUAAACGUCAAUUUGUACUAAAAGAAAAAAAGGAAGAAUUGUGCAAAUUUUUUUAAUGAAGAGUCUUAAACYGUUGCACUAUUGAAACCAAGAACUUCCCAUUUUUGUUACUACUGACGUCAAACUUAAUUCCUCACCAGUCGACGGCUGGCCAAAUUCACUUCCUUACAGCACUGAAAUGUGAUAAACUCGGUGCAAUAAACAUUUGAUUUUGAUGAUAAUAGAAAUAGGAGCGGUCACGUUGCACGAUAGAAUGUUAAAAUAAGUUCUAUAUCAAGCCCUCGUCCUGCUUUACAGAGCACCUGGUGUGAAUGUAGUCUUAGUGGGAAUUUAUUAGACAAAUUAAUUUAAACUUUGUUUUAUUUAUUAUUCAUUGUCACCUUCCGAGUACAAAGUGUGCUGCAGUGUUGAAGUGCUUGUUGAAAUGUUAGUGGUUUUAAUAACAUUAAAUUAUUUGAAUUGA
This is a messenger RNA of Austrofundulus limnaeus, 3496 nucleotides long. RefSeq names its product regulator of G-protein signaling 21. Bases 1701 to 2261 code for a protein of 186 amino acids. The record is from RefSeq and is a predicted model, not a curated record. Lineage: Eukaryota; Metazoa; Chordata; Actinopteri; Cyprinodontiformes; Rivulidae. The transcript has 5 exons.